AUGUCAAAUACAUCGAAUGUCGCAAGUCGAGUUCUUGCUCGUCGACAACAACUUCGUCAACAAGAAACAGCUCGUGAAUCAACAGGCUACGGAAAUUCAACCGCUAUUUCCUCACCUCAAUACUAUCUGCUAUUCUUCAGUGAUAAUGAAGAACGUCUCAUUCUUCCAGAAAACAACAUUAAAAAAUUUAUCGAUGAUAAAGCAAUAGUUAUGAUAGACCGCAAGAGGAAAAUUGCAACUAUUGAAGCUCAAGGUUCAUUAUCAUUGUGUCAGGCAAUGCGCCACUCAACACUUGCCGAGCUCCAACAAGUAUCAAAUAUCAUCAAUAAAGAUAUUGACAAUUUUGAUGCUGAUGAAAGUGAUGACAGUGGUAACGAGCAACAAUUUGAUGAAAAUGAUGAAAAAGACACCGAUAGUUAUAUUCAUUCGCAAGUCUUAAAGCAACAACCUACACCGACACGACGUACACUUAAGGACAUCAAUGAUCCAUCAACUGACAUUGGUAUAUUUGCAUAUAAUUAG
Rotaria sp. Silwood2 is the source of this 522-nucleotide messenger RNA. NCBI's taxonomy places the organism in Eukaryota, Metazoa, Rotifera, Eurotatoria, Philodinida, Philodinidae. The record is from the annotation of a GenBank genome assembly.